Messenger RNA from Acytostelium subglobosum LB1, 1044 nucleotides. RefSeq lists its product as hypothetical. The transcript is spliced from 2 exons. Bases 1 to 1044 code for a protein of 347 amino acids. The record is from RefSeq and is a predicted model, not a curated record. NCBI's taxonomy places the organism in Eukaryota, Evosea, Eumycetozoa, Acytosteliales, Acytosteliaceae.
AUGGAACAAGGACCAGCAAUUAUUGACAUUGGAAGAUUUUUGGAGAAUCCCGAGUCGGCCGAAGCCAUCCAAGAUUGCAAGGAUCUGGUAAAGACCCUUCAAGAGACCAGCUGUCUGGUAAUCAAGAGUCCAAGAGUCAACGAUGAAGAGAACAGCAGAUUCCUCGAUAUGAUGGAGCAGUAUUAUGAGCAGCCAACAGAGAUGUUGAUGAAGGACGUGCAUCCAGAGUGGAGCUACCAGUUGGGCGCCACACCAGAGUUCACAGAGCACCCAAGAGAUCAUGCCGAUGUCAUCAAGAGUCUGAAGCCCCAGUACGCCGCACACGCACCACGUGGCGCCGACCCCAAGUGGCGAUUCUUCUGGAGGAUCGGUGACAGACCCGAACAGACCGCCUACCCCGAGCUCAACUGCCCACCAGUCAUCCCCGAGAAGUUCCCUCACUGGCAGGGAGUGAUGGACAAGUGGGGCUCGCUGAUGCUGUCCUCCAUCGAGACAGUGUCCGAGAUGAUCGCCGUCGGCUACGGUCUGCCGCGCAACACCAUCACCGAGCUGAUGAAGAACGGCCCACAUCUGCUGGCGCCAACCGGCUCGGACCUGAAGCGCUUUGGCGAGCUGGACCAGAUCUUUGCCGGCUUCCACUACGACUUCAACCUGCUCACCAUCCACGGUCGCAGCCGCUUCCCAGGCCUGUACAUCUGGCUGCGAGACGGCACUCGUGUGCUGGUGCGCGUGCCACCUGGAUGUCUGUUGCUGCAGGCAGGCAAGCAGCUCGAGUGGAUCACAGGAGGCGACAUUCAUGCCGGCUUCCACGAGGUUGUCGUCACCAAGGAGACUAUCGCCGCCGUCCAGAAGGCUAAGGAUGAGGGUCGCUCACUGUGGCGUAUCUCGUCCACUCUAUUCGGACACGUUGCCUCUGACAAGAUGCUGAGCGUGUUGCCACCAUUCCAAAACGAUCAGACCACUACCAAAUAUCCAACCAUCCUAGCUGGCAAACAAUCAGAGGAGGAGCUACAGAUGAUCAAUCUUCAACAAAAGUCAAACUAA